AUGACGGACAUUCAGAAAGGACCAGAUGGCACAAGUCGAGAAAGCAUUCGCCAUGGCGAAGUCCAACAUGCGAGUGCUGGAUCCAACCAUGAGCUUCAGAGGCGCCUCAAAUCCCGUCAUGUUACUAUGAUCGCGCUGGGUGGCUCAUUGGGCACGGGCCUCCUCGUGGGGACAGGAGCUGGCCUGGUCAAGGCUGGGCCGGGUGGCCUCUUUAUCGACUAUACAGUCAUCGGAUGCGUCGUAUUCCUCGUCAUGUCUGCUCUCGGGGAAAUGGCAUCCUUCGUCGCUCUUCCACAUGGCUUCGGAGGAUAUGCAUCUCGAUUCACAGACCCGGCGCUCGGAUUCGCGACUGGGUAUGUCUAUUUGUUCAAGUACCUACUCGCCACGCCAAACCAGCUCGCCGCAGCAUCUCUGAUCAUGAAGUACUGGACCGGCGAUCGCGUCAACCCCGCAGUUUAUAUAACCGUAAUUCUGGUGGUGAUUGCUUUGAUAAACUACGGGAGCGUAGCGAAAUUCGGCGAAUUCGAGUUCUGGCUCUCGUCGGUCAAGGUUGUCGUCAUCUGCGGUGUCAUCCUGCUUCUGCUCAUCAUUGCCCUAGGCGGCGGCCCGACGCACGACCGGACAGGAUUUCGAUACUGGAACGACCCGGGAGCUUUUGUGGAGUACAAGACAUCUGGCGAUCUCGGAAAAUUCGUGGGCGUGUGGAGCGGUAUGGUUUCCGCCCUUUAUGCAUUUUCGGGGACUGAACUUGUCGGCAUAACCGUCGGCGAGGCGCAAAACCCUCGAGUGGUGAUGCCGAAAGCAAUCAAAAUGACCUUCUACCGGAUCCUCUUCUUCUACAUCUUCUCCAUCCUCGUCCUCGGAAUGGUCGUCCCAUACAACAGUGAAGACCUCGCCUUCGCUACGAAGUCGUCAACGAGUGCAGCCGCCUCUCCAUUUGUGGUGGCCAUCAAGAUUGCCAAGAUCCAAGGUCUUGAUCAUGUCAUCAAUGCCUGCUUGAUGAUAUUUGCAUUUUCUGCAGCAAAUUCAGAUCUUUACACUGCAGUAAGAACACUUUACGGAAUCUCCCGCGACGGCAAAGCGCCCCGAGUCUUCUCCAUCACCAACAAAUCCGGUGUACCGAUCGUCGCUCUCGCCACGGCCUUAGCGUUUUGCCUGCUCGCCUACAUGAGCGUCAGGUCCGGCGCGAAGACAGUCUUCGGCUACCUAACCAACGUCGUGACGGUCUUCAGCGCCCUAACCUGGAUCGGCAUCCUCGUCUCCCACAUCUCCUUCCGCCGCGCCGUCGUCGCCCAACGCAUCGGGCCCGAGCACCUCGCCUACAUCGCGCCCUUCCGACACUACGGGUCCUACGUCGGCAUCUACUUCCUCGUCCUGCUCAUCCUAACGAAAGGGCUGGAAGCCUUCAUCGGCGGCUUUGACUACAAAACGUUCAUCGUGCAGUACAUCGGCAUCCCCGUGUACCUGGUCUGCAUCUUCGGCUACAAGCUGUGGUACCGCACCGAGACGAUUCCGGCGUCGCAGGUUGACCUCGUCACGGGCGUCGCGACGGAGACGGUGGCGGAGGAGAAGGCGAGGCUAGCCGUGGAGCGGAAGGAGGCGGAGGUGGGGCAGGGGCCGGCGCGCAGGAUGCUCGGGAAGGUGUAUAGGGAUGCCGCCCCCUUCCGCGUUUUCGAGCCCCUCGAGGUCUUCAGGGAUGAGGGUGUCGAGUCCGUCUGCCCAGGCCAGUAG
Molecule: messenger RNA, 1731 nt
Organism: Lasiodiplodia theobromae
Lineage: Eukaryota; Fungi; Ascomycota; Dothideomycetes; Botryosphaeriales; Botryosphaeriaceae
Product: Dicarboxylic amino acid permease
Exons: 9
Coding region: 1-1731 (576 amino acids)
Biological process (GO): amino acid transmembrane transport
Cellular component (GO): membrane
Molecular function (GO): amino acid transmembrane transporter activity
Source: RefSeq, a predicted model, not a curated record